AUGGCCGAGAAGAAGGACCUGGAGGCCGGUGAUCCCGAGCUAGAAUGUGGGAAGAAGAUGAUGGACCUCCCGACGCUCCCGAAGCCGCUGACCCUCGAGGAGAAGAAGUAUCUUCUCGCUGUGGAGCGUGGGGAUAUGGGCAAUGUUAGAAGAAUUCUCCAAAAAGCUCAUCGCAAGAAGCAUAUAGAAAUCAACUGCGUGGACUCGUUGGGUCGUGGUGCUUUGACCUUGGCUAUCGAUGGGGAAAACCUGGAGAUGGUGGAACUACUGGUCAUCAUGGGUGUGGACACCAAGGAUGCUCUGCUGCAAGCAAUCAAUGCUGAGUUCGUGGAGGCAGUGGAACUGCUGUUGGAACACGAGGAGCUGAUACAUAAAGAGGGAGAACCUUACAGUUGGCAGAAAGUAGAUCCGAACACAGCGAUGUUCACGCCCGACAUUACUCCACUGAUGUUAGCAGCUCAUAAGAACAACUAUGAGAUCAUCAAGAUACUGCUGGACCGUGGAGCCACGUUACCAGACCCUCAUGAUGUCAAGUGUGGUUGUGAGGAGUGCAUCCGCGAGUCUUCGGAGGAUUCCCUCCGGCACUCACUGGCCCGGCUCAACGAAUACAGGGCUUUAGCUUCACCGUCUUUAAUCGCUCUAUCUUCAACUGACCCUAUCCUGACUGCCUUUCAACUGUCUUGGGAAUUACGAAACUUGGCUUUUGCUGAACAGGAAAGUAAAGCAGAAUACCUAGAGCUUCGUCGACAAGCACAACUGUUUGCAGUAGACCUGUUAGAUCAGUCGCGGAGUUCUCAAGAGCUGGCCAUUAUCCUGAACCACGACCCUGACGAACCGGCCUUUGUGGACGGCGACCAUAUGAAACUAGCGAGGUUGGAGCUUGCCAUUGAUUUUAAGCAGAAAAAGUUCGUAGCCCACCCCAACAUCCAACAGCUGCUCGCUUCCAUCUGGUACGAGGGCGUCCCAGGGUUCCGUCGGAAGACCACUAUGGAGAAGAUCAUGAUCAUCUGCCGCGUAGCCUUGCUGUUCCCCUUCUACUGCAGCUUGUACAUGGUGGCCCCCAACUGUUCGACUGGAAAGCUCAUGAGGAAACCGUUUAUGAAGUUCUUGAUCCAUGCGUCUAGUUAUCUCUUCUUUUUGCUGAUUCUAAUUCUGGUGUCACAAAGAGCGGAGGUUCAAGCGAUACAACUGUUUGGUCCGGAGUGGAUGGUCAAAGAACUGGAAAAAGAACUUCUGAAACAGAGAGGAAAUGGACCCACGUAUUUGGAAUUGGUUGUUGUUGUUUAUGUACUUGGUUUCAUAUGGGAAGAGACCCAAGAAAUCUACAUCGAAGGCAUUCGCUCCUACCUCCGGAACAUGUGGAACUUCAUCGAUUUCACCAGGAACUCCUUAUAUGUUGCCGUUGCCGUCCUGAGGUUCGCUGCCUACAUCCAACAGACCUCGGAGAUCAGGAGAGACCCUCAGACGAAGUUCAUACCGAGAGAGAACUGGGAUGCCUUCGAUCCACAGUUGAUUGCUGAAGGAUUGUUUGCUGCAGCUAAUAUAUUUAGUGCCUUAAAGCUGGUCCACCUGUUCUCCAUCAACCCUCACUUAGGACCGCUUCAGAUCUCUCUCGGUCGGAUGGUCAUAGAUAUCGUCAAGUUCUUCUUCAUCUAUAGUUUGGUGCUGUUUGCCUUCGCUUGUGGUCUAAACCAAUUGCUGUGGUACUUCGCGGACUUGGAAAAACGCAAAUGUUACGUGUUGCCGGGCGGUCUGCCGGACUGGGACAACGCGGGGGACUCCUGUAUGAAAUGGAGAAGCUUCGGAAACGUCUUCGAGGCAUCGCAAUCUCUAUUCUGGGCCUCCUUCGGCAUGGUCGGCCUGGAGAACUUCGAACUUGCCGGCAUCAAGAGCUACACGAGGUUCUGGGGGCUGCUGAUGUUCGGCUCAUACUCUGUGAUCAACGUCAUCGUGUUGUUGAACCUCCUCAUCGCUAUGAUGUCCAACUCUUAUGCGAUGAUCGAUGAACAUUCAGAUGUCGAAUGGAAGUUCGCUCGCACCAGGCUGUGGAUGAGCUACUUCGAGGAGAGCGCGACUUUGCCUCCUCCUUUCAACAUUCUUCCGACGCCCAAGCUGUUACUCAAGAUGCUUGGCCUGAGGAAGAAGGAUAAACUGAGGAAGAUGAAGGGGAAAGAACAAAAAGAGAAAGAACACGAUGUGCGUUACACAGCAGUAAUGCGAGCUCUAGUCUGGCGCUACGUGUCAGCUAUGCACAGGAAGAUGGAUGAUGAGCCGGUUACGGAAGAUGACAUUAACGAGCUGAAGGGAGACGUGUCGGCUCUGAGGUAUGAGCUGCUCGAAGUCUUCGAGAAGAACGGCAUGGACGUCAGCUUUACUGAUAGGAAGGAGAAGAUGGUCCUCGGUAAGCGAAUGAAAGUAUGGGAGCGUCGUCUCAUGAAGGACUUCCACGUGGCUCCAGUGGCGCUGGAUGAAGAGAAACCAGCUGAUGAGGACGGUCUGUCCCGGUUCAGGAGGAUCGCUAAACUGGCCGUGGCUAGCACCACUAACGCUAAAUGGGAUCAGACGCUUGCUGGUACUGGGGUCUCGUCUCAAAUCGGCCGCUGCCGCAGUCGGGAGUCAUUCAAGAACCAGCAGAACUUGCAACGAGCUAUGGAGGAGGCCAGGAAGUUAGUACUGCGGUCGCCACUACCAGGUUCAAGAGUGGGUACUCCGAUCGAGAUGCCCAUCAGCCCGGGACACACGCUGCUGGAGCUCAUCAAGGACAUAUCCACGGAAGUCGGGGAGCCGGUUGAACCGACCACCUCCCCGCCCAAGUCUCCUUGGAAACCACCAGGAGAAGAAGGCACAUCGGGUAUCGCAGCAGGGGCCUUGCUGUCGGCUGUGGACGCUCGCAGCCGACCGGUGUCACCCAAACCCACCGCGCCCAGCCCUACACCAUCUAUCUCUGUGGCUCCAGCACCUGCUGUUAAGACUCCAUCAAAAGCUCCAACGCCGGCGCCGUCCUCCCGGGUGGCCAGCCCCAUACCGCCCGCCGUCAGCCCAACAGGAGAUGGUACUACUUCACCCCAACCUGAUCCAAGUCCUCUGAAGGCGAAGCGAGUUCCUGGAGAGUCACCACCGAAGGUUAUCAAGAGGAAGUCACCAGGACCACCAUCUGCUGGUGAGGAACAGGCUGCAGAAAAGCCUGAUGAAGUGAGUGGCAAGCCAGAUGAUAAGAUAGCUGUGGCUCGGCCCGUGGCGCCUGAGAUCAAACCUUCAGAAGGAGCCAUACCACCUCCACCACCGCCUGUCAAGCCUAAGGCUCCAGCUGCCCCUACCAUGGAGGUGACCCCAAGCACUCCACCAGUCCACGCGGCCGCGCCCCCCGCGCCCCCCGAGCCCAGCAAGCCCCCCACUCCACCAAAGGUAGCCCCACCACCGCCCAGGGUCGCCUCCCCUCAACCAUCCACUUCCGCUGCAGCUAACCCAAACACAAGAAUAAAUGUAUUUCUGUUCUCCCAUUACCAGCCGCCCCCCACGCCGCCACCACCGUCACCGCCAAAGCGUCUGACUUCCACCUCCAGCACGGAACAGCUGAUACCACCGUCAUCUCCCGAACCACUCCGUCCAGUACAGAAGUUGGAUGACAUUAAAACUAUUAAGCGACAGCCGAAGACUGGAUGGCUUUAGAUCUUCGACGUCAUCAAUGGAAUAUUUGAGCUUCUGUUUUUGAAGAGUUACCCCCAAAAGAAGUAAAAAGACUUGUGGAGAAUGGUUCUGAAGUUAAGGAGCUGAUUGAAAACACUAAUUGUUCAAUGCUUGCUUUUCCUUCCUAUGGUUUCUUGAUAUUUUUACUAGCAAUAAUUCUUGAUCAGCAAAAGAAGCCUUUCCUUUCAGCAAUCCUCAGGGUAUUUUGUUAGUCUGGAGUAAGAGAAAAUCUUUCCCUUUAAUAUUUUCGAAGAGUUGAUUCUUCUCUUUUCGGAAGCACGAUAAUUAUAUUGUGUUGAAUUUACGAUAUUGCAAUACCAUACCAAAUUCGAUCUGCUGUAAUAUUGAGAUUGAGCUUAAUGAAGGUCAAAUAAAUAGAUUUUUCUGAUCAAAAGUAAAUAUUUUAUUUGAAAUUUGGAGUAAGGAAAAUAUGGAAGGGAGUUCUCUAAUUAAAGGAGUAUUUAUAUCAAUACGAAUGCUUGAACUGAAUGUUUUUUUUCGUCUUGUUCUUUGUCGCUUGCGCUUUUUGUUGGUAUGCCAAUUACAUAAGUGUGGUGUCCUUGUCUAUUACAAUAAAGUGGGUUCAAAAUAAAAAAAAAUAUCA
This is a messenger RNA of Trichoplusia ni (cabbage looper), 4291 nucleotides long. It is a transcript of the gene trpl, whose product is annotated as transient-receptor-potential-like protein. Gene Ontology annotation, cellular component: cation channel complex; membrane. Gene Ontology annotation, molecular function: inositol 1,4,5 trisphosphate binding; protein binding; store-operated calcium channel activity. The record is from RefSeq and is a predicted model, not a curated record. The transcript is spliced from 23 exons. Gene Ontology annotation, biological process: calcium ion transmembrane transport; manganese ion transport; regulation of cytosolic calcium ion concentration. Lineage: Eukaryota; Metazoa; Arthropoda; Insecta; Lepidoptera; Noctuidae. Bases 1 to 3669 code for a protein of 1222 amino acids.